CCUUAGCGGGGUAUAGCACAGCGGCACAUUAUGCGGCUAUGGUGGAAUCAGUCACUGGCGAGUUGUGGGUGGUGACUAGUCGGCGAUCCCAUCCGUCCGAGGUACGUGCUUCCGCGUUCGCGAGUUUUACCGUGACACGGCCGAUUACCGCGGAUUCGAUCGCGAUCGAGACCGCCUCGAUCCCUCGAUCCGCCUCGCUCCCGAAAGUUCCUCGGAUAAAUCGCGACUGGUUCCGUUCGCGUUCCCGAGGCGGUUAUCGAACGAAAGAUCGUCAAACUUGGCGAACGUCCCGCGGAAGUGUUCCGGUUUCGAAAAGGUGGCGGACUCGAGUUUCCGUGGAAAAGAUCACGGAGAUUCGCUUACUUCCGCGGUGAACUUGAACCCCGAGCGAAGGGGUUCCAAAGUGGAGCCUGGAGGCGUUCGAGGCGGGAAUAAUGAGCGAUCGCGCGGAUUAGCCGCUCUUAUUAAGCCCGGGCCGCCUCCGCGUGAAAGCGAUUCGCACUUUCCAAAACUCCUAAUAUGCUAGAUGCGUGCUACGAUCGGGCUGGAUCCUUGGAACGCGUGGUAAAUGUCGAAAUCGCGAAUGGAACUUUAACCCUGCGAGUGCUGUGAAUGGAUACAUAGGGUUCGUUGAAAGUUACCGGCGUGGAAUACAUGUGCCGCAACGAAAAAAUAUGGAAGCGAGUUCGUAUCGAGUACGUAUGCGCUGAGAGCUUGGUAGUUUCUGCUCCGCGAAGUUGUGAUUGCUGCGAGAGCAACAUUGUAAAAUAUUUAUGUUCAUCGAGGUCGAACGGUCAGGUUCGUUGGUGUGUUUUCGAGUUGGAUGGUUUAAAUGUGAAAUUUUUAACCAAUUCAUUAGCAGGGAAUUUAAUUUCGUAUUUAAGUAAUUUAAAUUACUAUUUUGGUCAUUUCAAAGAUGAACACAUUUUAUAUAACUCUCUCCCAAAAAUUGUCUAACAAGAAAGUCUACCUAUCCAUGAUAUGAUAAAGUUCCCAGAACUUCGUUGAUAUAUUUUCAAGUUAGUUGUUUUUAAACACCUUGGUUCAGUUAUUCAGUUAAAUUUUUCAAAUAGUUCAAGGAUGAACACAUUUAACAUAAUUCUCCUCCAAAAAUUAUCUACCACGAAAGUAUAACAAGUGAGAGGGCAAAAAUUGUCAGUACUCAAAGGGUUGAACGCCCCCCGCAGCCGGAGAUGAUUCUCCCACCGUUUUGGAUCCCGGUUGCCCGCCGAAGGUGAUCCCGCGAGUGUCCAGUUCGUCGAACUCCCCCGUCCGUGCACGUGAAAAGGAAAAAAAAGUGGUGGCUCGAAUAAUUUUCGUGGAUUUCGUGUGUUCAGUUCACGACACGGUGCUCCAGGUUCCGUUGGCGACGGUUGCGCAACGGCUGCGCGACAUUUGCUUGACAUUCCCGCGCCGUGCCGCUGGAAAAGUGGAAAUAAAGUCCAGCCGGGGGAUAAUCCUUCACCGCGUCGCCCGUAAAUACUGCCAGGGGGGGCCGUCCCGAGGAAAACCCGCUUCUGCUUAGGGGGAUAUCUACGACCAACAGGUCUGGAAUACCUGGCGAACAGCGAUACGAGCGGAGUGCAAAGUAUCAGGGAUUCAUCGGGCAUAGAUCUUUGCGUAAAGAUGACGAGAUAACCCUGCGGAGGUGAACGAACGGUUUCAGGAUUCCAAUAAGGAGCAUCGAGAUCCGAUGCGAACUAACAGGACGCGUGCGGACACGGUUUCGACGUGUCAGGAUUGCCAGGUCCGCUUUGGGUGCUCCUUUUUCGCUGAGUCGUGGCGUAGGCCAGUCUUCGAGGUGGCUCGAGCAGUGUUUACGAAUAUUUGGAAGCAGGGAUCGAAAAGCAAAAGUUUCUGGGGGAAUAGGCACUGAAGGGAACUUGGACUAUUCUUUUCCUUGAAGGCAGAGAGACGAAAGGCUCGAAGUCUUUGUCUAGUGUGUAAAAAGCUGAAACAGCUCUAAGAACAAUCCUCCAGCAAUCCUUGAAGAUAAGACUUAAAGAAGUUCCUGAGUUUUGAAAUAGAUGCUGGCAUCAAGAGUCGGGAGAUUCUAGAGUCCUUCUCGGGUGGCCAAGAAACUAGCGGACCUGGAGAAUCAUUAAGCUCGAGACUGAAGGCCUGAGGAAAGUAGAUACUAGCACCAGAAGAUUCGAGAUUCCAAGAUUCAAGUCUCAGAAUCUAUGCUCCGGAGUCUAUUGCUCCAGAAUCUUUCAAAUAAGGAUUAAACGUGAAGGAGGGUACCAAGAACCCAACGGACCCGAAGAAACUACCCGAAACAGGGCCACAACGUAGCAGGAUGUUGAAGAUGAUGGGGCCGUAAGAGAGCAGAGGCCUUGACGCUCGAGUUGGGAUCGUUCGUGUUUGGGGACUAUAUCUGUGCAACCUGUGACCCAUCUCCAGUCUGGAGAUUCGACGAUAGUACGUCAGGCCGCUUAUUCUUGGUGACAGUCCUUGACUUAUGAACACAGCUUCUAGGCUUGUCUAAAACAUCAUCUGGUUGCUUUGGAGGUGCCUCAUUGCUUGGGAAUGUUAAAGUAGAACCUUAGGAAGUCGGUGCAAGUUUCGAGUCUUAGCUCAACAAACUAUCAAAUUUAAUUAACCAAGGAAGUUGAAGAGAUUACUAACAAUAUGCCAAGGUAGCAAGACGAAACCAGUCGAUACAAGUCCCAAGCCCCGAGCUUCAUGAUAAGCAAGCGCAAGUACGUCAAAAGGGGACCAGAGACUCGCAUCCAUUCAAAGUGGAAAGAUCCUCCAAAUUCAAGAUAGCAAACACCAGAGCUCUUCAAACUCUAGAAAUCCAGUAGAUCCGCCGAGAAGACCGUCGAGAAUCUCGUAAGGCCCCGAACACUGCCUCCCAGGGACUCUGACCCCCGUCGCCUCACGAAAAAUGAAGAGACACAUCCCUCGAACAAUGUCUACAUAACGAAACAGGUCCGCUACCGCUCCAGAACCUCGGAGGCUCGGAUUCGAGGAGAUCCAGGCGAUUCCGUUGCAAUCUCGGACCCAUCUGGGGUCCCACGAGAGAUUCGGCUGAUAAACGGCCGGAGGGAGGAUAUCCCCGACACUUGUUCCCCGCUCGAACAUGAACUAGCUAAGGAGGGAGCCCGUCGGACAGCUCGAGGAAACGACGCCGAAGAAGGCCGCGACGUAUCGACGAGGAUUCCAUCGUCAGAGGGGCAAGAUGACGAGAUAAUCGAGGCGGAAGGCGAACGAACGACUCUGGAACGUCGGAGGAGCUCUCGUGGUCCAAGCAGAGGAGCGCAAAGGUCGACAAAAUAGAGUACCCAGGCGGCAGCGGUAUGUACGGGGGCGGCGCGGGUGGCGGGGGUUAUGGAGGGGUCGGUUUGGGCCCCGGAGCGGGCCCUUCGCAUUACAUACCCUCCGCUACCUCGGUGGGCUACCAAUUGGCCCCGCCGCCCCCACCACCGCCAGCGCCCUGCCCCACCGCCGGAAGUCAGCUUCUGUCUUACGGGCCCAACCUAUCGCCCCAUCAUAUGCAGCAGACGCACACGGACGCGCAACAGGCCAAGAGACGGAGAUCCGACGAAGAUGAUCCUAGCGGGUGUAAAUAUAGAAGGCUGGAGGGCGAGAAUGUACAGGACAAAGAAAGAUUUGCGAGCAGGGAGAAUCACUGCGAGAUCGAGCGGCGACGGCGGAACAAGAUGACCGCCUACAUCACCGAACUUUCGGACAUGGUGCCGACAUGUUCUGCACUGGCUCGGAAACCCGACAAAUUGACCAUACUCAGGAUGGCGGUCGCCCAUAUGAAGGCCCUCAGAGGUACCGGAAACACGACCACGGACAACACGUACAAGCCUUCGUUCCUCACCGACCAAGAACUGAAGCACCUGAUCCUGGAGGCAGCCGACGGAUUCCUGUUCGUGGUGAGCUGCGAUACCGGCAGAAUCAUCUACGUCUCCGACUCCGUCGCACCUGUGCUGAACUACACGCAAAGCGAUUGGUACGGCACCAGCCUCUACUCCCAGGUUCAUCCUGACGACACCGAGAAGGUGAGGGAACAGCUGAGCGCCGAGGAACCGCAGCACGGAGGCAGAGUGUUAGAUCUGAAGACGGGGACCGUGAAGAAGGAAGGCCAGUCGUCGAUGAGGAUGUGCAUGGGCUCGAGGAGAGGGUUCAUCUGUCGCAUGAAGGUCGGAAAUCUUCAGACGACGGGCGACAUGGCCGCCGCUCACGGUCUCCACCGCAUGAAGCAGAGGAACUCGCUUGGUCCACCGGCCAGGGACGGUCAAAAUUACGCCGUGGUUCAUUGUACAGGAUACAUCAAGAACUGGCCCCCCAGCGGUGAUUGUGUUCCCCCAUGUGUACCAGGUGUGGGUCUAGGUGACAGGAGUAAUGUUCAAGCUAGACCCGAUGGUGUAGUUGCACAUGAAAAUGCAGGCAGCAAGUACUGCUUAGUGGCCAUUGGACGACUACAGGUCACUAGCACACCAAAUAGUAGUGAUUUAGCAGGUUCCAAUAGCAAUAAUGAAUUUAUUUCGCGUCAUUCUGCGGAAGGUAAAUUUACCUUUGUGGACCAAAGAGUUGGAGGAAUUCUAGGAUAUACACCCUCAGACCUCUUAGGUCACCCAUGUUACGAAUUCUUCCACCCAGAGGAUUUGACGCACAUGCGAGAAAGUUUCGAGCAAGUGCUGACGCUGAAAGGACAAGUAGUGUCUGUGAUGUACAGAUUUCGAGCCAAAAAUCGCGACUGGGUGUGGUUAAGGACGUCUGCGUUUGCCUUUUUAAACCCAUUCACCGACGAUGUUGAAUACAUUGUCUGCACAAACACGCAUGCAAAGUCAUUCCAUCCUGGUAGCGAUGGUCAGACAGAACCUGAAGCUGUACCUGCCUAUGGACAACCUGGCUUAGAUUAUUCCCUUCAAAGACACCCUGCCAGAGAUCCUUUAUACUCGGGGCAUCAUAUGAUGCAACAUCCAGCUACUGUAGCUGCAGCUGGUCCUCAGCAGCCUAGGCCGUCCAGUACACAAAACGUUUAUCAGGGAUACGAGACAACGCAAUCGCCAAUAGCGUACGGUUCACCUGGACAGCAGAGCGCAUCUUCUUCAGUUUUAAAUAGAAUUCAAAAGCCAGCUAACACAUCUCCGACUCCAGUGCAACAAGCAUGGACCAUUGGAAGACAACAACCAGUGACGGAAGGGUAUCAGUACAGUCAAUUAAGUCCGUCGAGGUCACCCAGCGGACCAACUUAUACUCAACUAAGUAGCGGCGCUAGGACACCAGCUACGCAGUACCAUGCAGUCACAACAGUGCCUAACAAUCCUGGUAUGUGGGGGUGGCAAAGUCAACAACACCAAACACCUCAGCAAGAUGGCGGACAAUCAAAUCCUCAGGUGACAGGCCAAGCGCAACCACCUCAUCCUGCCCAGGGUGGUCCUGGCACGCAACCCCAGGAACUCUCGGACAUGUUGCAGAUGCUACAGGAUCAGGGUGGAGCAUCUGGUUUCGAGGAGUUAAAUAUGUUUAAUACUAAUUUCGAGUAGCGUAUAAGAAAAUAGCAUCGCCGACGAACGUCUACCUUAAAGAAGCAUUAAGGUUCGAAUCAUUGGUACAGUCCCGGGAUUAUUCCGGGGAUCAUAAUCAGCACUUUUACUUCAGCAUUCAAUCGAUACUAAAGUUCGCAAUUUAGCACCUUACGUGUAAACUUUAACCGAAUUGACAUCGAGGUUAGCACGACUUAACCUCGUAUCGAUCUUACUUCCUUCGCGAGAAGUUUCAUUUUAUCGCUUCAGACGGUAUGAUUCUGAAGAUCGUACGAGAUCGUGUAACAAAAUUGUCGAGAAUUCGUGAAUAUCGUUUUUUGUGAAAGUGCCAUUAAAUAUCAUCUCAUAAAACAUUGAAAAUGGUCACUUAUAAUACGCACAGAUGGAUUAGGUGAGGAGACUUUGGAAAGCUUUUAACGAAACACGAAUUUUAGAAUUUGAUAUGAGAAAUAAUUCUGCGAGGAUUGUUCAAACAAGAACUAUGAUUUAUAUUUUCGAGCGUAGUUUCGUUCGCUUCCGUAACUCAAACGUGGUUUGGGAUCGCAUCGAAGUAGUACUUAUAAAGUACCCUUGUUCCGCCACUUUCCUUUAUUGAUCUGAUUUUAGAGUGUAAGGAAAACAUUUUUAAAACGAUAGUAUAAACUAGAAAUUAAAUUUUGAACACUCCUCGUUGUCUUAGGAAAAGACACAAUUGUAGGAGUGAGGUUAUGUUGGGGGAGUAUUCGUUUCUGUUUGGUCCGAAAAUUGGUUACAUCAGUAAUGUUUACUGAUUUAUUUAUCUUCGAAGAAGAUAUAUAGAUUUCGUGUAAUGGAAGCAACCUUGUUCGUAUCUCGAAUACUUAUUAGAAUAUUUAACACGCAUUUCCUAGACGCUAUAUUUUUUACUCGAAAGAAAAGAAUACCCCCUUAAAUUAUACAUGGAUUUCAAGAACGAGGCGAUAGAGAGGCCUAGGAUUUCAUUGAGCUGUUGUUAAUUGAUGUAAGUAUAUGUAUAAAUUUUUGGAUAACAAUAAUGCGUGUGAGAUUUCUAAUCGUUCAGAAAAUGACGCUUAGUUAAGAUUUGAAACGAACAUUGUAUCGUGUACGAUACGCUAUCAUUUUACAUUGUUAUAAGGUUUUAACGCCUCAUCUGUGCUUAUUGAUAAGUAAUACAGCAUAAUUUUCCUGCUCGCAGUAGCGAUUUUAUUUGGGAAAGAAAGAAUGAGCACUUGGAUGAAUAUUACAGAAGGGAGGUGCAUUCUAAACGUUAAGAAACAAAAAAAAGUAUUUUUAAAACUUCUCAAUCAAAUCUACACAAAUCACGGUAAUUUUAAUACCAGCUUAUCGUUAGAUUCCUAAGAUUAGCUUAAUUAUUUUAAUUUAGAUCCUUGUAAUUAUAAACAGUGCAAUCAUAAAGAUCAUCACCCAACGAGAAAAAAAAAAGAGAGAAUUGUUUGAACUCGACGAUGUACAAAAAUUAUGUAACUCACUUUGCUUCUCUGUGCAAGACACCAUUUUUAGAUAUUCCUAAAGAAAUAUAUAGAUAAUGUUACACAUACGAAUAAUUGCAUUUAUAAGUAACCACGUGUGAUUUAGUGCAUUUGUACAUGUUUAGCAAAUUCUUAUAAGCAAGAUUGAACGAACAAAAAAAAAUUGCAGCAUAUCAUGAUGAAUUGGGAACAUUUUUCACUAAUAUACAAAAUAUACAUUA
Messenger RNA from Hylaeus anthracinus, 7194 nucleotides. RefSeq names its product aryl hydrocarbon receptor nuclear translocator homolog (gene tgo). NCBI's taxonomy places the organism in Eukaryota, Metazoa, Arthropoda, Insecta, Hymenoptera, Colletidae. The transcript is spliced from 12 exons. The coding region runs from base 3303 to 5504 and encodes 733 amino acids. Gene Ontology annotation, cellular component: aryl hydrocarbon receptor complex; cytoplasm; transcription regulator complex. The record is from RefSeq and is a predicted model, not a curated record. Gene Ontology annotation, molecular function: DNA-binding transcription factor activity, RNA polymerase II-specific; RNA polymerase II cis-regulatory region sequence-specific DNA binding; protein dimerization activity. Gene Ontology annotation, biological process: regulation of transcription by RNA polymerase II.